Phoenix dactylifera (date palm) is the source of this 1386-nucleotide messenger RNA. The record is from RefSeq and is a predicted model, not a curated record. NCBI's taxonomy places the organism in Eukaryota, Viridiplantae, Streptophyta, Magnoliopsida, Arecales, Arecaceae.
AUGGAUGACGACAGGAGACCACCCUCCCCGGAGCCCAGCGAGCAGUCAGUUCCCCCAGAUACUCCACGGUCUGCAGCAGGUCAGGCAGGCCUAGCCGGAGUAUAUCAGCUCAUGGCACAAGUGCUGCAACAGCAACAGAUGAUGCAGCUGGCCGCUAUGCCAUCGGCAGACUCCUGCUACGAGAGGUUCCGCCGACUGAACCCCCCAACCUUUGAGGGUGGGCCUGACCCCAUGGCGGCAGAAGCAUGGAUCCGGGAGAUGGAGAAGAUGUUCCAAGCCCUCCACUUUUCCGAUGAGGUGACGGUCCGACUGGCGAUCUCUAUGCUGACAGGGAACGCCGAGUACUGGUGGACGGCCAUGGAGACGGCUUAUGCCGUCGACGGACUCACCUGGAGGGACUUCAAGAGGCUGUUUUACAACCAAUAUUUUCCGGACUCAGUCCACCAGGCAAAGCAGAAUGAAUUCUUGGCGCUGACCCAGACCGACCAGAUGUCUGUUCUGGAGUACGCCAAUAAAUUCAACGAGCUGGGACGAUUUUGCCCCCAGUUCAUGGAGGAGGAGAGAAGUAAGGUAAACAGGUUCGAGCAGGGAUUGAGGUACGGGAUUCGGUCUCGAAUAUCCUCCCAUCUGUUCUCGAGCUACCGGGAUGUACUGGACCGAGCCUUGAAGGUUGAGGCUGACCUGAUGCGGUCCGGGAGAGAGAGGGAGGACUUGAAGAGGACCCGAUCGUCGGGAGCACAGAGUAGUGGGUCCGGAGGCAGCAAGGGGUCUGUGCCCAAGAAGAGACAGAGCAGAGGCUGCCCUACCUGUGGCAAAAACCACAAUGGUACCUGCUUGAAGAAGACCGGGGGUUGUUUUUCUUGCGGGCAAACAGGACACAUCGCCUGCGACUGCCUGAGUCGGAAGAAGGACGAGCCCAGACAUACUGCACCGGAGGACCAGAGAUCGAGGGGUAACCCUCGGCUUUUCGCACUGACUCGACAGGAUGCCAGUGCUAGCGAUCAGGUGGUGACAGGUACACUUUUGGUCAACUCAGCCCCUGCCCUCACUCUAUUUGAUUCUGGUUCUACGCAUUCUUUCGCGUCAGUUAGCUUUUCCAGACAAUUACAUAGUAUACCUGAGAAAUUAGUGGAACCAUGGCAUGUUGCUACACCCCUUCAGAAAACCGAAAUUGUUGAUACUAAAUAUAGAGACUGCAUAACUAAGAUAGGGGAAAGAGAGUUAGAGACAAAUCUUCUGCAGCUUGACAUGCAAGAUUUCGAUAUUAUUUUGGGCAUGGAUUGGAUGUCUCAGUACCACGCUCAUAUUGACUGUUAUCAUAAAAAGGUGGUAUUUCGGAUACCUGGGGAGCAAGAAUUUUUCUUUCAGGGCGAUAUACCCCUUUAG